Molecule: messenger RNA, 1854 nt
Organism: Panicum virgatum (switchgrass)
Lineage: Eukaryota; Viridiplantae; Streptophyta; Magnoliopsida; Poales; Poaceae
Exons: 8
Coding region: 31-1671 (546 amino acids)
Molecular function (GO): hydrolase activity, hydrolyzing N-glycosyl compounds
Source: RefSeq, a predicted model, not a curated record
GCAGGCGGCCAUGCCAACACGGGCUACUACAUGUGGGACUCCUUCGCCGCCGGCGUGGCUCUCUCCGGCAUGCGCCAUGGCGAGGCCGGCGGCGUCAAUGAGUUUGCCGAGCUUGAGUACAUGAACAUCACCGUGGUAACCUCCAACGAACCGUACGGCGCGCGCGACGGCUCGAACCCUUUUUUCGAUGGCCGUGCUACUCCGAAGUUUGGACUGCAAGAGGGUGGAGUUCACAGUGGGCAUGUUCAGACUGGGAUCAGAGAUGCCUUCUGCCUGGUGCCGGGAGGCAACAGAGGAAGAUGUGAGGAUGGAUACACUAAGGAAGUGUCCGGUCCAGAAGCAGUCAGGGUGCACGUCGCAACGAGAGCGAAGCCGAACGCCGAUAAAAGUAGCCCACUGAAUAGGGAAUUUUUCAAGAGCUUCCUAGAGGCUCUAAAUCUCCCAGAAAACGCUGGCCGUUUCAAUAUAAGUACACAGUUCCCACAUUACAGAGAAAUUUUCUACAAGCCAGAUUUCAGGAAUGUAAGCAGGGGUAAGGCAGUUAUUUUUGACGUGGACAUGAGCCCCGGAGAUUUUGUGUCCCUCAUAUACCUCUUGAAGGAACCUAGAGAAGUAAUUGAUCUAAAGGCAGUUUUGGUCAGUGGCAAUGGCUGGGCUAAUAUCUCGAGCAUCGAUAUCGUUUACGACGUUCUACAUAUGAUGGGCCGCGAUGAUGUCCCAGUCGGUCUUGGCAAUACCACUUCAUUGGGCAAUCCAACCCUUGGUUGCAAAAUUUUUUAUGCUAUUCCCCAUGGCAGUGGUGGAUUUAUUGAUUCAGACACAUUGUAUGGAUUGGCUUGGUCACUGCCAAGAAGUCCUAGAAGGUACAUGUCUGAAAAUUUAGAUCAUCCGGAACGCCAGCAGCCACAUGCUUAUGAUGUUUGGCAGUCAAUCAGGAAGCAACUUGGUCCGGGUGAGAAGAUCACAGUUCUUACCAGUGGACCUCUCACCAAUCUGGCCAACAUUUCGCUAUCUGACAUCGAUGCAAGCUCUGUGAUAGAGAGAGUUUAUGUCGUCGGCGGACACAUCAGAGAUAGCGGUCAUGACAAGGGAAAUGUGUUCACGGUUCCAUCGAACAGAUAUGCAGAGUUUAACAUGUUCCUUGAUCCACUGGCUGCAAAAACAAUCCUAGAAUCCAGUCUGAAUAUCACACUCAUCCCUCUUACCGUGCAACGAAAGGUUGCUUCAUUUGAGGGUAUCCUUGCAGCUUUGGAGCAACACACGCAGCAUACUCCCGAAUCAAGGUUUGUCCAUGGUUUGAUCUCGCUGCUACAGAAACUUCAGAGGAAACAGAAAUUGUAUGAUCACAUGGACAUAUUUCUGGGAGAAGUUCUUGGUGCAGUUUACAUGGUCCAAGGAUCUAACUUGGAACCCUCUGUGAAAGUAAAGCCAGUAAGCAUUGUUGCCAACACAACCGAAAGUACAGAUGGGCAAAUUUUGUCCAGGAGAAAGAGUGCAAACCAACUGAAAAUACUUUAUAAUUUAAACAAUGGAGUAUUUUACAACCAUCUGGCAAAUUCAUUGGCAAAUGAUAAGCAAUCUGCCGUUGUUGGGAGCUUUGAAGAGCAAAAGGCAAUUUGGAGCAGGCCACAAAAACAGUUCAUGACAAACAUAGCAAAGGAUAUGAAAUAAGUAUGUUCUGAAGCAAUAUUGCUGGGAAAUGAUUAAGAUUAGCUACCAAAGGUCAAAACAGUUUACAACAUAUUUCAUCAUUUUUAGUUUCCAAAAAUAGAAAGGGAUAUCAACAGAGUUACAUUUGUAUGAAAGGGAAUUAAUAAAGCAAUAAAAUUUAUAUAUAUUUCUCCCAAUGGGUUU